UCCAGCAGCUGCGCGUCCCGGUCCAGCGAAGAGAGUCUCUGGGAGCACAGAGUGCCCCACUCCGUGUACCGUCUGCAGAGGAAGAGAGCUGGGGGCAAAAGGAUGGCCUCAGAAGGAGAGAACAUCAAUCUUCAAGGCGUGAAUCCUCAGCUCCGGAUUAACGGGCCGAUGAACAUCAACCACUACGCAACGAAGAAGAGCGUGGCAGAGAGCAUGCUGGACGUGGCACUGUUCAUGGCAAACGUCACGCAGCUCAAAGCGGUGCUGGAGCAGGGGACAUCCUUCCAGUACUACACCACCCUCAUCGUGCUGAUCAGCAUCUCCCUCUUCUUCCAGGUGAUGAUAGGGAUUCUCCUCAUCAUCACUGCUCGUUUGAACCUGAAUGAUGUUGCAAAGCAACCCCGCCUGAAUAUACUCAACAACGCUGCCACAGCUCUCAUCUUUAUCACAGUCAUCCUCAACAUCUUCAUCACAGCCUUUGGGGUGCAGAAGACCGGCCUCUAUCCUACCAGGAAUUUUCGACCUUACUAAGUCAUGGGGCAAUGGGGUCAGGAUGUGAGCAGCAUGGCUGGUGGGGAAAGUCUGACCUCAGCAGGAGCCCAUCGACAAAUCCAGAGAAUUGAGUUAAACUUCCAAAACCAUGUGCAUGUUAUGGUAUACCGGCCCCUCACUGUGUAAGGCUUUUGCAGUUCCGACAGAGUGAAAACAGUCCCUUUCAAAGCUAGAGCAUACUUUGCUAGAGAAAGCUGCAGGAACAGCAGCAGGUAUACAAUUUCAAAGCACAGUUCUGUAAAUCUUAACUCUUAUUUUAGUUGCCUGCUUCACAUAUUCAGUAUUGGCACAUUUUGUAAAGAAGAUUGAAUGAUUUACUUUGUAGGCUAA
Falco peregrinus (peregrine falcon) is the source of this 882-nucleotide messenger RNA. RefSeq names its product ninjurin 2 (gene NINJ2). The record is from RefSeq and is a predicted model, not a curated record. Gene Ontology annotation, cellular component: membrane. Gene Ontology annotation, biological process: tissue regeneration; cell adhesion. The transcript is spliced from 4 exons. Lineage: Eukaryota; Metazoa; Chordata; Aves; Falconiformes; Falconidae. Bases 103 to 531 code for a protein of 142 amino acids.